Messenger RNA from Boleophthalmus pectinirostris (great blue-spotted mudskipper), 1669 nucleotides. RefSeq names its product NAD(P)HX epimerase (gene naxe). The transcript has 7 exons. NCBI's taxonomy places the organism in Eukaryota, Metazoa, Chordata, Actinopteri, Gobiiformes, Gobiidae. Gene Ontology annotation, molecular function: NAD(P)HX epimerase activity. The coding region runs from base 57 to 908 and encodes 283 amino acids. The record is from RefSeq and is a predicted model, not a curated record. Gene Ontology annotation, cellular component: mitochondrion.
UUUUUUUUCAAACCCGGAAGUAAAUGUCAACAAGGAGCAGACCCUGAGCCUCCUGGAUGUUGAGUGUCCGUGCUUUGUUUGGGAUUGGUUUCCUGGUGUCCUCCCGGGCCUCUGCAGUUCUGUCUCAGCCUGGGACAUGUCCUCUGCCUUCCGCCUCUAACUCUCACAGAAAAGACUGUUACAGCAGCAGACCUCAGUCCACUAUGGCUCACAACAUCAAGUAUCUGGGUCAGGAGGAGGCCCAGCACAUUGAUGAGGAGCUCUUCUCUGAGUACGGCUUCAGUGUGGAUCAGCUGAUGGAGCUGGCAGGACUCAGCUGUGCCACUGCAAUCACCAGAGCCUACCCGCUGUCGUCCCUGCUGAAGUCCAGACCCUCUCUCCUGGUGAUUUGUGGACCAGGGAACAAUGGAGGAGACGGGCUGGUCUGUGCACGACACCUCAAACUGUUUGGUUAUGAGCCGACGGUGCUGUACCCAAAGAGACCGAACAAGCCUCUGUUUCAAGGUUUGACCACACAGUGCGAGAAGAUGGAGAUCCCCUUCCUCACAGAGCUGCCUGAGGCUGCUGUGAUAGACGAGGCCUAUAACCUGGUGAUUGAUGCUAUAUUUGGCUUCAGCUUCAAAGGAGCAGUACGGGAGCCUUUUGGGACAAUUUUAGACACACUAAAGAAGACAACAGUCCCCAUCGCCAGCAUCGAUAUACCUUCUGGCUGGGACGUGGAGCAGGGGAGCGCAGAGGGACUCCAGCCUGAUAUGUUGAUUUCUCUGACGGCACCAAAAAAGUCUGCACAGAUGUUCAGAGGAAGGUACCACUUUCUGGGAGGCCGCUUCGUUCCACCGGGUCUGGAGAAAAAGUAUGACCUGAAACUGCCCCAGUACCCGGGCACAGACUGUGUGUUACAACUGUAGAGGCCGGACAGGUGCGCAGCGUAAGAAUAAGAAACAGAACAGUAAAUGUGUCUCAUUUCAUAAUAACUACACCUUAAUAAGCCUUAAUGAAGCAUAAACAAAGGCAUAAUUCAUAAUGAAGAAAUAGUUUAUUAAGAAAGAGUCUGGCUUAGUAACUCCUUAAAACCAUGCUAUGUAACUUUCAGCCAAAAUUCAGCCAAAAAUACUAAAAUUAAAGAAUAUUUUUCAUUUUAGUUGUGAUUAUUGCACUGUAAAACAUAGAAAAGCAUGCAUCCUUCCUGUGAGUGGGCUUGCUUCUCCGCAAACCCGACUCUUAUUUGGCCUGGAGGAGGGGCUCUUGCUGCUUGUUUCCACAGAAAUGUUACCAUAUCUUCUACAGUUAUGAAACGUAUCUAUCUCCAAGGAGAAUGUUCUCAAGUAUGGUUUAACUUUCUAUUUCCAUGGAAUCAUGCAAGUGAAGUGUCACCUCCAGAAAGUUACAUACUGUUUCUUUAAUUAAAGGGUUACGGUAUUAAUUUAGAGUCAUUCAUAAUUAAUUCAUAAUUAUUAAUAAACUAUUUGUCCAUUAUGUCACUGACAGAUAUUUUCCCAAAUUAAGCAGAAUUAUACAAUACAUAUGUACAGCACUUUUCAAUGUACUCAAAUACACUUAAUUCAGCUGAAAUCUAUUUAAAUGAUUUAUUUGUUUCAUCAGUUGUCCAUUAAUUCAGUUUAAAAUCAGUAAGGUUUUAGUCUGCUCCAAAUAAAAACAUUGCAAAAUA